Molecule: messenger RNA, 711 nt
Organism: Dichotomopilus funicola
Lineage: Eukaryota; Fungi; Ascomycota; Sordariomycetes; Sordariales; Chaetomiaceae
Exons: 2
Coding region: 1-711 (236 amino acids)
Source: RefSeq, a predicted model, not a curated record
AUGUCUUUCCUCAGCACAACAGCAAAACUAGAACACCACACCCCUCUUCCCCCAGGCACCACCCGCGCCCAAGCCAUCGCCAUGCUCUCCGACUACGACUUCUACUUCCACUGCAACCCGCACAUGGACAAAUACGAACUGAUCCCGCCAUCCCAGCACGCCAGUCUCAACCCGCCGCCUUCUAUCCCUGAUUCCGUCGCUGCUCAGUUGCGUACCUCUAGCACCCCCCCGCCGACCGCAAAUGGGAAUGGGAAAGUGGAGGUUGGGGAAAAGGGAGGAGAUGAGCAGCCGACGACAAGCUGCUACCGCGUAACAGACAUCGUGCACGCCAUCCCGGCCGGGAUUUGGGAUACCAAUGUUGUUAGCACGUACGAGUUGACCAAGAUUCGGGAUGGGCUCUUUGUGCGGAUUCGGAGUCCGUUGUCGACUAUGUUGGAGACGUUUUGGGAGAUUCGUGAUCUCCCCGAUAGCCCUGCAGGAGAGGGUGGAGGAGGGGGUGGUAGUAGUAGUAGUGGGGAGGAAGGAGGGGGAGGAGGGCUGAAAGAAGGGGGAGUGUCGAGGUUGGAAUUGGUGGAGAGUGUUACAGCGACCAGUUCGAGGUUUUUGGUGGGGAUUGUUAAGGCGUCGUGUGAGAAUGGGUGGAGGGAGAUUCAUGGGACUAUGGUUGGGCGGUUGGAGGGUGAGUUGAGGGGGGUGAGGUGGAGUAGGUGA